Molecule: messenger RNA, 141 nt
Organism: Haemonchus placei
Lineage: Eukaryota; Metazoa; Nematoda; Chromadorea; Rhabditida; Trichostrongylidae
Source: the annotation of a GenBank genome assembly
AUGAAGUAUGAAGAAAAGAGCCAGAAACGAGAAAACCUCCAAGAGUAUUGUGCUUUGAAAUGCCAUGCCAAAAGGAUCAAACGAUCGAUCGAUAUUUUUUUACUAGGCGAACCGCUUGGAAGCACCUUUUCGCGGAGUUGA